AUGGCCGACUCGUCCGUACAACCUCAGCAACUUCUGAGGAAACACUCGCUGCAGUAUUCGACGUCUUCGCUUGGCCAGCAAUCAUCCCAGGGCCCGCCCAAGCUACGCAGAAGCGCCUCGGCUGCCGUCCGCUCGCAGUACAACACGUCGUCGCACACGACCAAUCAAUCUCGCCGACCGACCAAUCCCUCUCUCGCGCGCGAUCUGUCCGAACCUGAGUUGCGCUCCCACAACGGCCUCUCCUACAACCACCUUGCCAAUCUCGCCGAGCACGCUGCCGACGAGAAUCCCCAGCUGCGUGUCGUACCGCCGGACGGUGCUGCUCGUCCGGACUCCAUCUCGCUCUUCAGCGCCGCCUCGCACUCCCACGACACCUCUCCCUCUCCCGUCGGCUUAUCUGCACUCCACUCUGCAAACGCCCAGACUCUCCCUACCCAGCCCAAGCGCCCGUCUAUCUCCCUCAGAUCACAGACCGCCGGCUCGCGUUUCAACUCGCUGCGCAACUCGACCAGCUUCCGUCUCACUCGCAACAAUUCAACCGCUGGUCCUAUGGACAGCCUGUCACCCCGUCCGGAGAGUUCGAAACGCCUCAGCGAUGAACUGAAGGCCAAGAAGAAGAGCGGCUUCAGCAUAUCCAGCUUGUUCAAAUCCCCCGGCCGACCCACCAUCUCUGCUCCGGAGAAUCCUGUUCAUAUCACCCAUGUCGGCGUUGACAACCGUACCGGCGAGUUUACCGUAANNGGUCUUCCGCGCGAAUGGCAGAACAUACUGGCUAGCGCUGGCAUUUCGGAGCAGGAACAAAAACGCGACCCCAAGGCCAUUGUUGACAUUGUCACUUUCUACAAGGAGAACGCAGAGAAGAAUCCCGAAGAUGGCAUCUGGCAGAAGUUUGGGCAAGCCCAUGCGCGCGACACCNCCCAGCAUAUGUCUCCCNCGAGCGGCCUCACAUCGCCCAUAGUUACUCCUGGCUCAGGAUUCAACUCACUUGUCAGUCCUCCGCAAAGCCCACGUUUCCCACCCAACAACGAGGACAGCUUUGAGAAUCCCAGAGCCGCUCCUCCUGUCCCUCGCAACGUCGGCCUUGGUCUUGGUCCCAUGUCGCCUACUAUGUCCAGCGGCAACACAAUACCUCUGCGUGCAGCCNCCCGUCCUCCUGGUGCAACUCCUACUGGUCCUGAUAUGACUCCUGCUCGUGCAGCCNCUGCUGUCCCUGGAACAACGUCUCCUCAACAACAGAAGUCCCAAGAUGAAUACCCUGCCGUUCAAUAUGCUCCCCCAACCAUCAACGAAGUAUCACAGCCUACUGUGUCUCGUUCUCGGUCAAACACCGCCACUCAAGCGCAACAACACCAGCUCCCGGCCGCUUCCUCGCCUUAUGCAUACCAACAACAACAGCAACAAGCUAUGGCUGCGGCUCAGGCAGCACUUCACCAAUCAAGUCUUGAACGCAAGCAAAGUCAGCGCACCCCUCAACCUCACGUCCAGAUCCCAAAUCCUCAAGCGGUCCCCAUGCCCAAUCAGGAAGCUCGCGUCGGCCCCGUUCCUCGACCGAGACAGCGACCCCAGCGUCAAAGCCAACAGCAGAAUGGAGAGAUUAUUGCGAAACUCAACGCAAUCUGCACACCUGCGGAUCCCACAAAGAAGUACCGCAACCUCAACAAAAUUGGCCAGGGUGCCUCUGGUGGUGUCUUUACUGCUUACGAGGUUGGCACCAACAAGUGCGUUGCGAUCAAGCAGAUGAACCUGGAGCAACAACCCAAGAAAGACCUGAUUAUCAACGAAAUCCUGGUCAUGAAGGACAGCAAGCACAAGAACAUCGUCAACUUCAUGGACAGCUAUCUGGUCAAGNGGGACUUGUGGGUCGUAAUGGAAUACAUGGAGGGUGGCAGUUUGACAGAUGUGGUCACAUUUAACAUGAUGUCGGAGCCGCAGAUUGCAGCUGUGUGUCGCGAGGUAUGUUUCUCUCGACUGAAAUUUCCUGUUGCAUUGACUGACGUUACAUCUAGANCUCUGCACGGUCUACAAUUCCUCCACUCAAAAGGAGUUAUUCAUCGAGAUAUUAAGUCAGAUAACAUCCUCCUAUCCCUCGAAGGAAACAUCAAAUUGACUGACUUUGGUUUCUGUGCACAAAUCAACGAGUCUCAACAUAAGCGUACGACCAUGGUCGGUACACCAUACUGGAUGGCUCCUGAGGUGGUAACACGAAAGGAAUACGGCCGCAAGAUUGACAUUUGGUCACUCGGCAUCAUGGCCAUUGAGAUGAUCGAGGGCGAGCCCCCAUACCUCAACGAGUCGCCUUUGAGAGCUCUGUACCUGAUCGCGACCAAUGGCACACCUCAGAUUAAGGCUGAGGAGGAGCUAACACCUAUUUUCCGCGACUUCCUCGCCUUUGCGCUCAAGGUUGAUCCUGAUAAGAGAGCCAGUGCGCACGACCUGCUGAUGGUAAGUGAUGGUGAUGAAAGAUGGUAUUUGAGUUAUAUGCUAACAAGGUCAACAGNNCAUCAGUUCAUCCAAGGAGCAGAGCCACUGGUGACACUUGCACCACUUGUGCGAUCGGCCCGUUCAGCAAGGGCCGAGGAGCGCAAGAACAAGGGCAUCUGA
Messenger RNA from Aureobasidium vineae, 2601 nucleotides. The record is from the annotation of a GenBank genome assembly. Lineage: Eukaryota; Fungi; Ascomycota; Dothideomycetes; Dothideales; Saccotheciaceae.